AUGGCUGCUGGGACCGGUUCUGGAGCAAACACUGGGUGUAUCGACAUCCUGGAGCUGUCGGAGCGUAAGGAUCUGAUGAAGUUCCACUACCACACCCUGAUGUUGUACUGUGCCGUGUGUGCGCUCGGCAACAACCGUGUGGCUCACGCCCUCUGCAGCCACGUGGACGAAUCACAGCUGUUCUACGCCACGGAGAACACCUACCUGCCCGGACCCCUCCGCAGCGGCUACUACGACCUGCUCAUCAGCAUCCACCUUGAGUCGGCCAAACGGGCCCGCCUGGGCACCAACCGGGAGUUCAUCGUGCCCAUGUCCCAGGAGACGCUCAGCAUUCACCUGUACCCCGACGCCAAGAAGGCCCACUCCCUCCCCGGGGUGGGCCUCACUACCUGCCUACGGCCCAAGCUGCAUUUCUCCUCCAUCAACUUUGUCGGCACCGACCCCGACCUCUACACCCUCAGCCCCGUUUUCCCUCUCCAGGAGCUGAAGACCCGGGCCAUCAGCAUGCUGACGGAGGCCGUGCUGGAUGGCAGCCAGGCCAUGAGGGACCCUGUCGGAGGCAGCGUGGAGUUCCACUUCGUCCCCAUCCUGAAGCUCAUCAGCACUCUGCUCAUCAUGGGCAUCUUCAACGACGAGGACACCAAGCACAUCCUCAAGAUGAUCGACCCACACGUGUUCAGUGGGAAAGAGGAAGUGGAAGAGAAAGAGGGAGAGAGAGCUGAGGAGGGUGGAGCUGCUGAGGUCGAGGAAGGGAAGGAUGAGGAUGCCGGAGACGAAGGGGUCGGAGACGAAGAGGAGGAGGAGCUGAAUGAGUUGGAAGAAGGAAAGCCGAAGGAGGAAGGAGCCGAGCCUAAGGAGGAGGGAGAAGAGGAGAAGGAAGCGGCAGAAGGAGAAAAGCUGGAGGUAGAGAAGGCGGAGGAGGAGAAGAAGAAGGAGGCAGUGGAGGCAGAAGCCAAAGAGGAAGAGGAGGGUCUGGAGGAGGGGUUACUGCAGAUGAAGCUACCAGAGUCUGUCAAGCUGCAGAUGUGCACUCUCCUGCAGUACUUCUGCGACUGCGAGCUGCGCCACAGAGUGGAAGCCAUCGUCGCAUAUUCAGAUGAGUUCGUCAACGAUAUCCAAAAGAACCAACGCGUCCGCUACAACCUGCUGAUGAGAGCCUUCACCAUGUCGGCUGCUGAGACCGCCCGCAAGACCCGGGAGUUCCGCUCUCCGCCUCAGGACCAGGUUCUUUUGCUGACCAAGUUCAAGCACAGUCCAGAGGACGAGUUCAGCCCGGUGCCUGAGGAGACGCGGGACACUCUGGUGGAGUUCCACAUCGACCUGCUGCUGCACUGCGGUAUUCAUGUGGAGGAGGAGGCGGAGGAAAAGGAGGUGGACUCCUCACUGAGGGGCAGACUCAUCAGUAUGGUGGAUAUGAUCAAGAGCCUGCGGAAGAAGGAGGAGGAGGAGGAGCCGGAGGUGGAGGAGGAGCAGAAGCCCAACUCGCUCCAGGAGCUGAUCUCCCACACCAUGAUCCACUGGGCCCAGGAGUCGUUCAUCCAGAACCCGGAGCUGGUGCGCCUGAUGUUCAGCCUGCUGCACCGGCAGUACGACGGCCUGGGGGAGCUGAUCCGAGCGCUGCCCAAAGCCUACGCCAUCAACGCCAUCUCCGUGCAGGACACCAUGGACCUUCUGGAGUGUCUGGGGCAGAUCCGCUCGCUGCUUAUCGUCCAGAUGGGCCCCGAGGAGGAGCGCCUCAUGAUCCAGAGCAUCGGGAACAUCAUGAACAACAAGGUGUUCUACCAGCACCCCAACCUGAUGCGAGCCCUGGGUAUGCAUGAGACUGUGAUGGAGGUGAUGGUUAAUGUGCUGGGCGGAGGAGGAGACUCCAAGGAGAUCCGGUUCCCCCAGAUGGUGACCAACUGCUGUCGUUUCCUGUGUUACUUCUGUCGUAUCAGCCGACAGAACCAGCGCUCCAUGUUUGACCACCUGAGCUACCUGCUGCAGAACAGCGGCAUCGGCCUGGGCAUGCGAGGAUCCACCCCUCUGGACGUGGCUGCAGCUUCCUGCAUCGACAACAACGAGCUGGCGCUGGCUCUUCAAGAGCAGGACCUGGAAAUGGUCGUGACAUACCUGGCGGGCUGCGGUCUGCAGAUGUGUCCCAUGCUCCUCUCUAAGGGUUACCCUGACAUCGGCUGGAACCCCUGCGGAGGGGGGAGAUACCUGGACUUCCUGCGCUUCGCUGUCUUUGUGAACGGAGAGAGCGUGGAGGAGAACGCCAACGUGGUGGUGCGCCUGCUCAUCCGUCGGCCCGAAUGCUUCGGCCCUGCCCUGAGAGGGGAGGGGGGGAACGGUCUGCUGGCUGCCAUGGAGGAGGCCAUCAAGAUCUCAGAGGACCCGGCCAGGGACGGACCCACGGUGAAAAAGGACCGACGCUUCAUGUUUGGUGGUGAGGAGCAGCACGAGGAGAACCGCGUCCACCUGGGGAACGCCAUCAUGUCCUUCUACUCCGCCCUCAUCGAUCUGCUGGGUCGCUGCGCCCCUGAGAUGCAUCUGAUCCAAGCAGGAAAGGGUGAAGCUCUGAGGAUCCGGGCCAUCCUGAGGUCUCUGGUGCCCAUAGAGGACCUGGUGGGGGUCAUCAGCCUCUCUGUGCAGAUUCCUGCCUACGGCAAAGGUGAGACACUCAA
Notothenia coriiceps (black rockcod) is the source of this 2666-nucleotide messenger RNA. RefSeq names its product ryanodine receptor 1-like. Gene Ontology annotation, cellular component: sarcolemma; sarcoplasmic reticulum membrane; smooth endoplasmic reticulum. The record is from RefSeq and is a predicted model, not a curated record. Gene Ontology annotation, biological process: release of sequestered calcium ion into cytosol by sarcoplasmic reticulum; striated muscle contraction. Lineage: Eukaryota; Metazoa; Chordata; Actinopteri; Perciformes; Nototheniidae. The annotation marks the transcript as partial. Gene Ontology annotation, molecular function: ryanodine-sensitive calcium-release channel activity. The transcript is spliced from 14 exons.